AUGGCGGGCAUCACCAUCCAUGCCUUGGAUGAUUACUAUCUAGCCAUCACACUGCUCACCACUGUUGGCUACCAGCUGGUGUUUUUCUCCAUCGCCUAUACCUUCAAGUUUGACAAAGUCACUGAUAUCGCCGGUGGCACCAACUUCAUCAUCCUCGCCAUCAUCACGCUCGCCUUCAGCGGCCACCAAGAUGCGCGGCAGCUAGUUGUGUCGCUGUGCAUGGUAGUCUGGGCGCUACGCCUCUCGGGCUACCUGUUCUUCCGGAUCCUUAAGACGGGCAAGGACGACCGCUUCGACGAGAUCCGCGAGCGCUUCUGGGCCUUCCUGGGCUUCUUCGUCUUCCAGAUGCUGUGGGUCUGGCUCGUGUCGCUGCCCGUCACCGUGCUCAACUCGCCCGCCGUCCAGCAGUACGCGCAGCACCCCUUCGGCACGGCCCGCGACAUCGCCGGCGUCGUGCUCUUCGCCCUCGGCCUUGUCGUCGAGACGGUCAGCGACGCCCACCGCUACCGCUUCCGCUCCGCGCGCACCGACAAGGCCGCCAUCUGCGACACGGGCCUGUUCCGCUUCUCGCGCCACCCCAACUACUUCGGCGAGAUAAUCGUCCACUUCGCCAUCUACACGAUCGCAGUCUCCUCAGCCGCAGACGGCUACGUCGAGGGCCCCGCGUACGGUGCGCUGUACGCGACCAUCGUCGGCCCAGCGUUCCUGACCUUCCUGCUGAUGUUCGUGUCGGGCCUCACGCUGUCGGAGCGGCCGGGCGCGAAGAAGCGCUACGAGAGCGGCAGCCCGCGCGAGUGGGAGGCCUACUCGCGCUAUCUCCGCCGCACAAGCAUCCUGGUCCCGUUCCCGCCCGGCCUCUACGAGCCCCUGCCCGCGCUGCUCAAGCGCACUCUCUUCCUCGAGUUCCCCAUCUACGUCUUCGACCCCGCCAAGCACUCCGACAAAAAGAAGCAGCAGCAACAGCCGCAGACGGCGGCCGAGCCCGUCACUGCGGUUGUCGUCAACGAGCAGCAGCAGCGCGAGAGCGCCGAUGGCCUGGUAGAGACGUCUCAGGCUUAA
This is a messenger RNA of Lasiosphaeria miniovina, 1059 nucleotides long. RefSeq lists its product as uncharacterized. Gene Ontology annotation, biological process: lipid metabolic process. Lineage: Eukaryota; Fungi; Ascomycota; Sordariomycetes; Sordariales; Lasiosphaeriaceae. Bases 1 to 1059 code for a protein of 352 amino acids. Gene Ontology annotation, molecular function: oxidoreductase activity, acting on the CH-CH group of donors. The record is from RefSeq and is a predicted model, not a curated record. The transcript has 3 exons. Gene Ontology annotation, cellular component: membrane.